This is a messenger RNA of Pimephales promelas (fathead minnow), 2140 nucleotides long. It is a transcript of the gene olig3, whose product is annotated as oligodendrocyte transcription factor 3. Lineage: Eukaryota; Metazoa; Chordata; Actinopteri; Cypriniformes; Leuciscidae. The record is from RefSeq and is a predicted model, not a curated record. Gene Ontology annotation, biological process: sensory organ development; positive regulation of transcription by RNA polymerase II; axon development. Gene Ontology annotation, molecular function: DNA-binding transcription factor activity, RNA polymerase II-specific; E-box binding; protein dimerization activity. Gene Ontology annotation, cellular component: nucleus.
CUGAGUCCUGUGAUGCGACUCCACAGAUCGAGAGAGUUCAUCAGCGAGAGAGAUCAAAACCAGGCGACACGGCCUCGGUCGACACAGAGAGAGAGAGAGAGAGAGAGACACAGACACAUACAGAGAGCGAGAGAGAAGAGCAAACCAGGCGACACGGCCUCGGUCGAGAGACACAGACACACACACAGAGGGAGAGAGAGGCUCCGGUGGGAUAAAUCAGGUGAUCAAGCAGGAGUGACUUGAAAUAAAAACAAGACAAGAGAAAGACAACCUCCUACACAAGCUCAGACAUAAAAAAAUGAAUUCGGACACGAGCUCCAGCAGAGCCUCCUCUCCAGACAUGGAUGAGAUGUUCCUCCGCGAACACCACCUCCUCCACCCGCAGGACGCGCGCCUGAACUCCGUGUCCUCCACGCAGAACGAGCUGCUCCAGAAGAUGAGCAGCGAACACCUGUCCAAAUCGCCCUCCGGCAGCAAGUACAAGCUGAAGAAGCAAGUCACCGAGCAGGAGGUCCAGCAACUGCGCCUGAAGAUCAACGGGCGCGAGCGCAAGCGCAUGCACGACCUGAACCUGGCGAUGGACGGGCUCCGGGAGGUCAUGCCGUACGCGCACGGGCCGUCCGUGAGGAAGCUCUCCAAGAUCGCCACCCUCCUGCUGGCCAGAAACUACAUCUUAAUGCUGACCAGCUCCCUGGACGAGAUGAAGCGGCUCGUGGGCGAGAUUUACGGAGGACAUCACUCGGCGUUUCACUGCGGGACGGUGAGCCACGGCGGCGCGCAUUCCGCGAGCACGGCACACCAGGUGCAUCACCCGCUCCUCGGGAGCGCGCUGUCCUCUUCCACCUCCUCGACGCUUUCGACCAGUUUACCGGGACUUACAUCCAUCAGGGCCCCGCACUCUCUGAUGAAGAGCACCCCCGCGCCCCCUCUGCACCUCGGGGGCAGUUUCCAGCACUGGUCGGGCCUGCCGUGCCCCUGCACUAUCUGCCAGGUGCCUCCACCCCCGCACCUGCCCAUCACCUCCACGGGACUCACGAGGCUUUCCACGGAAAACAAGGACGUGAUGAAGUGAAGUGUGCAUUGUGGACUGGACUUUGCAUGCUCUGUCUGUCUGUCUGUUUGGUUGUUUGAUUGUUUUAGCCCUCCUUACAAAUACACUACUUCGUCCUUGUAACAAGGAUCUCAUUGAUUGCUUUGUAAGGUUAUGGAGUAUGUGCUGCAUAACGCACUGUAAAUAACGUCAGGGGCCGCGCGAGGCUCCGUGUACAUUCACUGUAAAUGAGAGUAAAUUGUUCUAUUCGAAAUGGAAUCUUAUGUGUUUGAAGUUGCCCUGGAAACGCGAGCACUCCCCUUGCGCGAGCUUACUUUGGUAACCAGAUUGUCCGCCAAAAAUGAACCUAGGCUACAUUGAUGUGGGAUCUGCUGUGUGUGUGCUUCAGCGUUACAAAUCUCGGUAACACUUUAUUUUAAGGUGUCUUUAUAACAGUGACACAUGUAAGUAUUGAGUAAUAUUAACUAUGGGAUUACGGUCUGGUUUGGUUUAGAGUUAGAUUCAUUUAUAGUAACUACAUGUAAAGACGUUGUAAAAUAAAGUGUUACCCAUCUCUAUGCGUUUUGGCGCAGAAUGUGUCUAUCAUGGUAAAGUUGCGUAAGGCUACCUGUUGAUCAUGUGAUGUGAUGAUGAGUCGCGUGCAUGUGUCUUUCGGCAAAGGGCGUGAAAAGACGAAACCCACAUGUUCCUUGUAACAAGGAUUGUGAAAUGGCAUUUCAGAUGGAAACUGUACGACUGUGGAUUUAGUUCGCAUUAGAGUGUUGUUCUGAUGAUGAUGAUGAUAUCUCUCUUUCGAUUAUUUGAUUCAUCCAUUGUCUGCCCGAGUAAUAGCUGAACCUUCAGUGUGUCGUAUAUCUUUAUUUGAAACUCUUCAGCAUGAGCAUGAUCCUUUUUCCUGGGAAAAUUUUGUUAUUCCAGAGAGAUUGCCGUGGUCUUUAUUUUUGUACAUUCUUGUUGACAAAUGAGAUAUUUAUUAUUGCCCAGUGUUCCUGGAUGAAAUUUCAAUAAAACGUUGCUGUAAAAAAAGAAAAAAAAAGAUUGUUUUGUUUUGUAUAUUUUGUAACGUGUUGUGCGUAUUACAUGUAUUGU